AUGCCGGACGAUCUUGUAGCACGUAUUCGGCUUCUUCGGUGGUUCUGUGUAGAUUGCAAACGAUGCUGUUUGUGCCAGCUGUCUAAGGAACCGGUACCACUCCAGUCCGGUUCGGAUGUGACCCAACUGCUCGCUGGAUCGACUGACGCCUCAUCCGAUCGAGAUUUGCUCCUGUGCGACUCGUGUGAUCGAGGCUUCCACAUGUUUUGUCUCGAGCCGCGAAUGUCUGAGUUACCUGAAGGUAAUUGGAUUUGUCCCAUCUGCACUCCUCGUGUGGGUUCCAAAGAAGGCAGUUUCACUUCGCUUGAUCCCCGGUUGGAUGCAAUUCGUGUAUGCGAUCAGCUCACACAGCAUGAAAUUGACUGGAUGCAACAAGAGUUGAAUGCAUCUGGGAAAUCCUCACCAGACACCCGAUCCCCAAGCUCCGUGGAUUCUUCCGCAAGGAAAACUGUUCGACCGCGCACUGUGCGCAAUUCACGACUGUCACUUCUUUCAUCAUCUUCCCCUCGCAUGGCACUAUCCACUACCCCGUCCACAGUUCUCGCUUCAUUGUCCUCCAAAGCAGAAGAGCCUCCAGAUGGGCAAACCGAGCUCUAUGAUAACUCUCCUCUCGCCCCGAAAAUAGAUCCCACAUCCCAGAGCAAUGCACCAAAACCGAAACGUCUGGUACAGAAAUCCUUAACCUCGUGGGCUGUAACUCAGUCACGUGAAGAACCCGCGGCCUCACUUUCUAUCAAGACGGAAUCGCUCGAGCAGCGUGUUGAGACUAAGGGUACGUGUCUGCUUUGUCCUUUUGCAGUGCGGAAAUCUGAUUUAGCUUUAUUCCCAAAUCUGAUACACCAGUCCCGGUGUUUCACUUAUAGUUUUCACUUAAAACUAGUGAUUACUUCUGAAUAA
Molecule: messenger RNA, 897 nt
Organism: Echinostoma caproni
Lineage: Eukaryota; Metazoa; Platyhelminthes; Trematoda; Plagiorchiida; Echinostomatidae
Source: the annotation of a GenBank genome assembly